AUGGCUUCGAACAUCUCUUUCACGGGUCUGCUUAACAAGGUCUUCAGCCCUGAUACUGUUCAAUUGCAGACAACAUUGAAGAAGAUUGUUCAGAAAGUGGACGAAAUUGAUUUGAAAAUUCAGAUGAAGGACAUGGAGAUCAAGAUGAACAAAAUGGAGAUGAAGGUGGAUGAUCUUGAGGGAAAGGUGGAUGAGACGCUCACUCGAGAGCCACUCGGUUAUCAAACUGAGAUGCUAGAUUGGAAAGGCGCAGGCACAAAAGGAGAAGAAUGA
Messenger RNA from Botrytis byssoidea, 273 nucleotides. RefSeq lists its product as uncharacterized. The coding region runs from base 1 to 273 and encodes 90 amino acids. The transcript is spliced from 2 exons. The record is from RefSeq and is a predicted model, not a curated record. NCBI's taxonomy places the organism in Eukaryota, Fungi, Ascomycota, Leotiomycetes, Helotiales, Sclerotiniaceae.